Messenger RNA from Engraulis encrasicolus (European anchovy), 2784 nucleotides. RefSeq names its product sorting nexin family member 30 (gene snx30). The coding region runs from base 262 to 1671 and encodes 469 amino acids. Gene Ontology annotation, biological process: autophagy of mitochondrion; endocytic recycling; protein transport. Gene Ontology annotation, molecular function: phosphatidylinositol binding. The record is from RefSeq and is a predicted model, not a curated record. Gene Ontology annotation, cellular component: early endosome; phagophore assembly site. The transcript has 10 exons. NCBI's taxonomy places the organism in Eukaryota, Metazoa, Chordata, Actinopteri, Clupeiformes, Engraulidae.
UUUUGCACGAGUGAUUUCACAGUGACAGAAAUGUCAGCAAAUAAACAACCGUGAUCAUGUGAUCACUCUCGUUUAUUAUUUCCCGUCCUGUGUCAUUACAUUUCCGGAACUGCGCAGUGGAGGUCAGCUGACAGAUGUGUGUGCAGGUCUAAUGUACACGGCGUUGCUGGAAAGACCAACAUUUUCCAGCUCUUCUUUGGGGCAAUUGAGGAUUCAGGAUUCACAGAAACAGACCUUUAGCUGGUCCUCUUGGCUUGCACCAUGAGUGCUAGCACCCCGAAAACGCUUUCGUCGUCCGGACAGAAGCCUAUUCAGGAGAUUUGCCACCCCCUGUCCGCGGCAGAGGAGGCUGUAGUCCGCACCCCAAGCCCAGAUGUAGCCAACAACACCGCCAGCAUCGAAGACAAGGACCUGAGUCUGCCCAAUGGGACGCCAGUGGACACGUCUAGUCCCGCCUCCUCCUCCUCGCUGCUGAAUCGGCUGCAGCUGGACGACGACCUGGACGGGGAGACGCGAGACCUUUUCGUUACCGUCGACGACCCCAAGAAGCACGUGUCCACCAUGGAGACCUACAUCACCUACAGGGUCUCCACCAAGACCUCUAGAGUGGAGUUUGAUCUUCCGGAGUAUUCCGUGCGGCGCCGCUAUCAGGAUUUUGAUUGGCUGAGGAUCAAACUGGAGGAGACCCAGCCCACACACCUCAUACCUCCCCUGCCGGAGAAGUUUGUGGUGAAGGGCGUGGUGGACCGCUUCUCUGAGGAGUUUGUGGAGACGCGGCGGCGAGCGCUGGACAAGUUCCUCAAGAGGGUCGCCGACCACCCCGUACUGUCCUUUAACGAGCACCUCAACGCCUUCCUCUCCUCUAAGGACCUGAAUAAGAGGGCGGGGCUUGCUCUCCUGACUAAGGUGGGGGAGGGGGUGAAGCUGGUGACCGGUGGCUAUAAGCUCCGCCUCCGACCGCUGGAGUUCGCCGCCAUGGGGGAAUACCUGGACACGUUUACAGGAAAACUGGGAACCAUCGACCGCAUCGCACAGAGGAUCAUUAAAGAACAGACAGAGUACCUGGCGGAGCUGCGUGAGUACGGUCCCGUCUAUGGCAGCUGGGCGGGUGUGGAGGCCGGUAACCGUGACAAUAACGCAGCCGUUGGCGUGGAGGAGGAUCGUAACCAUAGCAGCAGCGGUCACCACAGCAACGGCAACGGGCUUCAGGCACCACUGGAGGGCGUGGCAGGGGGAGUGGCCUCUGUUGCCGCGGCAAUGGAAGAGUUAACGGAAGACAUGAGCCAAGACUUCCUGCCAGUGCUGAGGGAAUACGUACUCUACAUAGACAGCAUGAAGAACGUUCUAAAGAAGCGUGACCAGGUGCAGGCGGAGUAUGAGGCCAAACUGGAGGCGGCGGCUCUACGCAGAGAAGAGAGGACAACGGUACAGGUGCCUUCGGACGUUGAGAAGUGUCAGGACCGUGUGGAGUGUUUCAACGCGGACCUGAAGGCUGACUGGGAGAGGUGGCAGAACAACAAGAGACAAGACUUCAGACAACUACUGACAAACAUGGCCGAUAGCAACAUCACAUACUACCAGAAGUGUCUUGCCGCGUGGGAGUCCAUCAUUCCUCUUCUUCAGGAGAGACCAGCUGACAGCUUUGGCCGGGGCCAGGACAAAGUCAUCUGAAAGGGCCCCCUCCCCCGACCCCCACCAAAUACAUACAAUGUAAUGAGGACCCAAUUGUGGGCCCGGACCCUUUUGCCCGGACCCUUUUGUUCCCCCCCAUCGAUUUCCCAGGAGAGACCCACAGACAAGCUCGUAUCAUCCCUGCGUACGUGCGUGCGCAUCACCCCUUUGUGCGUGCGUGCGUAUCACCCGUGCGUGCGUGCGUGCGUGCGUGCGUGCGUGGGUGCAUGCAUGCAUGUGUGUGCGCAUCACCCCUGCGUGCGUGCAAGCUCCACCUUUUCACCACCCCACUCCACCCCACGGCUCAAUCGCGUGGCUCAGAGCUGUGGUCAUGUGACCUGUGUGGGAUCUUCUUAUUGGUCGGGCUGUUUUGUGACAGCCAGGUGGGUGGGGCUUAACAGACUAAUAGACUCCUGAGUGCUGCUGAUCAUUACGGUUCUCGUCUCUCAUUGGUCAAUUUCUUAACUCCUCCGGACGACCCGAUUUGUCAACUCCUCCUCCUACGGGCGACCUGAUUGGUCUCCUUUGCCCUCCAGACCUCCUUAUUGGUCAACUCCUCAACUCCAGCCCGCCUCCUCUCCUCCUCCUGUCCUCUCAUUGGUCCUGCGCUCCUGACUUGAUGAGAAUUGCACGGAAGAGCGUGUGGAGCUCUCUCUAUCUAUCUCUCUCUCUCUCUCUCUCUCUCUCUCUCUCUCUCUCUCUCUCUCUCUCUCUCUCUUUCUCUCUCUCUCUCUCUCUCUCUCUCUCUCUCUCUCUCUCUCUCUCUCUCUCUCUCUCUCUCUCUCUCUCUCUCUCUCUCUCUCUAUCUCUCUCUAUCUCUCUCUAUCUCUAUCUCUCUCUCUCUCUCUCUGGACUGCUGUGCUCUGGUGGAGUGUGGCAGCCACAGGGUUAAUUAACCCCUUUGUGCCCUCAGCGCCCUCUGGUGUUGUGUUCGGGAACAUCAAGCUAAACGUGUACAGAUGAGAUUUUACUCUCUUGAAGUUUCUGAUUGUGAGAGAGACACGUGACACUUUUGGACAUGAUGAUGUUUUUAGGCAAACGAGCGAACGGUUGCCAAUAUUUUUUUUUUUCUGUUUGAAAUGUUGUAAUAAUAUGAUGGUUUAUUCAGGCCGA